UGGUCGUUACCGCGGCUGCCGAGUCAGAGCUGUGUUUGUACAACAGGCUGAAGUGGAGACGCUUUUUCAACCAGCACUUUUUAUUGUGUAAUUUAUGGUUGAGGUGACUUAUUUAUGUGGGGAAUCAAUCUCGGUGCUACUUGGCAACGGUCACCCGCGCCAUCACUCACUCUAUUUUUAGCCGUCCACUGAACACCAGUCGUCUCCUGUGCAGAUCCACCCACGGUGACCUUGUCCAUCGAACCCCGCUCCGUCCUGGAGGGGGAGAGAGUCACCUUCACCUGCCAGGCCACGGCCAACCCCCCCAUCAUGGGCUACAGAUGGGCUAAAGGUGGCGUACUGCUAGAGGGAGCCAGAGAGAGCGUGUUUGUCACCACGGCGGAUCACUCCUUCUUCACUGAGCCUGUGUCGUGUCAGGUGUUCAAUGCUGUGGGAAACACCAACGUCAGCAUCCUGGUGGACGUGCACUUCGGUCCGAUCCUUGUUGUGGAGCCCAGACCUGUUACAGUGGAUGUGGACUCUGACGUCACACUGAACUGCAAGUGGUCCGGAAACCCACCUUUGACCCUCACCUGGACCAAAAAGGGCUCCAGCAUGGUGAGAGGAACCUAAACCUGCGUCUCGACCUCUGACCCC
Cynoglossus semilaevis (tongue sole) is the source of this 636-nucleotide messenger RNA. Its product is annotated as kin of IRRE-like protein 1. The record is from RefSeq and is a predicted model, not a curated record. The transcript is spliced from 3 exons. Gene Ontology annotation, cellular component: cell-cell junction; plasma membrane. Gene Ontology annotation, biological process: cell-cell adhesion. Gene Ontology annotation, molecular function: cell adhesion molecule binding. The coding region runs from base 310 to 612 and encodes 100 amino acids. NCBI's taxonomy places the organism in Eukaryota, Metazoa, Chordata, Actinopteri, Pleuronectiformes, Cynoglossidae.